This is a messenger RNA of Prionailurus viverrinus (fishing cat), 2561 nucleotides long. It is a transcript of the gene IFT57, whose product is annotated as intraflagellar transport 57. The record is from RefSeq and is a predicted model, not a curated record. The transcript has 11 exons. NCBI's taxonomy places the organism in Eukaryota, Metazoa, Chordata, Mammalia, Carnivora, Felidae. Bases 133 to 1422 code for a protein of 429 amino acids. Gene Ontology annotation, cellular component: Golgi apparatus; intraciliary transport particle B; cilium. Gene Ontology annotation, biological process: non-motile cilium assembly; intraciliary transport.
CCCUGGAGACGGGUUGCUCGGCGGUCGCUUGGUAACCGGUCGCGGCGGUCCCGUCUGCGGCAACGCAGGCGGCUCAGGCGGCCGAGGUCUGUGGGCCGAAGCCCACACGGGGCUCUUUCUGCCUGCUCUGUGAUGGCGGCUGCGACGGCAGUGGUCACGCCCUCAGGUUUGGAGGAUGGGGUGUCUCGGUCCCGCGGCGAAGGGGCCGGGGAGGUGGUCGUGGAGCGGGGGCCUGGUGCGGCCUACCACAUGUUCGUGGUGAUGGAGGACCUGGUGGAGAAGCUGAAGCUACUCCACUACGAGGAGGAACUCCUCCGGAAGAACAACCUGAAGCCCCCGUCCAGACACUAUUUUGCACUGCCUACCAACCCUGGUGAACAGUUCUACAUGUUUUGCACUCUUGCUGCUUGGUUGAUUAACAAAGCAGGACGCCCCUUUGAGCAACCUCAAGAAUACGAUGACCCUAAUGCAACUAUAUCUAACAUAUUAUCUGAACUUCGAUCAUUUGGUAGAACUGCAGAUUUUCCUCCUUCAAAAUUAAAGUCAGGAUUUGGAGAACAUAUAUGCUAUGUUCUUGACUGUCUAGCUGAAGAAGCAUUAAAAUAUAUUGGUUUCACCUGGAAAAGACCAACAUACCCAGUGGAAGAAUUAGAAGAAGAAGCUGUCCCAGAAGAUGAUGCAGAAUUAACAUUAAAUAAAGUGGAUGAAGAAUUUGUGGAAGAGGAGACAGACAAUGAAGAAAACUUUAUUGAUCUCAACGUUUUGAAGGCCCAGACAUAUCGCUUGGAUAUGAACGAGUCUGCCAAACAAGAAGAUAUUUUGGAAUCCACAACAGAUGCUGCGGAAUGGAGUCUCGAAGUGGAACGUGUACUACCACAACUGAAAGUCACGAUUAGGACUGACAAUAAGGAUUGGAGAAUUCAUGUUGACCAAAUGCACCAACAUAAAAGUGGAAUUGAAUCUGCUCUAAAGGAGACCAAGGGAUUUUUGGAUAAACUUCAUAAUGAAAUUAGCAGGACUCUGGAAAAGAUCGGCAGCCGAGAAAAGUACAUCAACAAUCAGCUUGAGCACUUGGUUCAAGAAUAUCGUGCAGCUCAAGCCCAACUGAGUGAGGCAAGGGAGCGAUACCAGCAGGGUAAUGGCGGAGUAACGGAGAGGACCAGGCUCCUGUCUGAGGUUACAGAAGAACUAGAAAAGGUAAAGCAGGAAAUGGAAGAAAAAGGCAGCAGUAUGACUGACGGCGCUCCCUUGGUGAAGAUUAAACAGAGUUUAACAAAGCUGAAGCAAGAAACUGUUCAGAUGGACAUCAGAAUCGGUGUUGUAGAACACACAUUACUCCAAUCAAAACUGAAAGAGAAAUCUAACAUGACUAGGGACAUGCAUGCGACAGUCAUUCCAGAAUCUGCAGUAGGCUCUUAUUAAAAUAUACAGUUUUUCAUGCUUCUGAUUAGUUGUUUUUUUAUAUCAAAGUAUAUUUCACGUUGCAUAGAUUUUCAAAACACAAAGCACGUUCAGUGGGUGUUUUUUUACAUAUAUACACAUACCUAUUGUAUCGUGAUAAUGGACGGUUAAAGCCUUUAAAUUGAAUAUAAUAAGGUGAUUAAAAAUUCUCACUUCGAAAGAAACUUUCACUAAUCAAUGCAUAUGUUAAAGCCCCCACCUGGUGGCAUGUUUUUCUUACUGUUCGUUAUGUAAGCCAAUGUCCAUGACCCAUGCCUUCUGUAGUGCUGCUGCUGCUGACACCACAUGGACCUUUGACACGAGCCUGGCACCUUCAGUUUGGUCCACCUCUGCAGUGACCACAGUUGCCUCGGUGCCCAGUGGCAGCUAAUGAUGGCUGGGGAUUCUUUUUUAAGAACCCAGACUACCCUUGCCUCAGCUUUAUGGUUACCUAAAAUCACAUUUCUUUUAAAAAGCAUAUGAAAAAACUUCAGUGUGCUUAUUAACAUUUGAAGCUUAUUAUCUAUCAUGAGUAUGUCAUGACUAAAAUGAUUUUGUAUCUUCUCUGAUCUAAGGUCACCUAAUAAACAUUUCAGGCAUGUUUGACUCUGUAGUGACAAAAAAAGUAUAUACGUGUCUCAGUUCUAGUUUUUUCUGUGGUAUCGGCUGUACUAAAGAAUCAUUUAUAGCAGAAUGGGAGACAGCAAGACACGUGAAGAUCAGCCUCCCUGUGUCAGUGAUUUUUCCUUACAAUCUUACUGAGCAAAAUUCUACUCUGGGACUGCUAAAUUGCUAAAAUAAGCAAUACUAGCAUGACCAGACUUAACAUCUGGGGGAAACUGGUGAGGAGAGCACAAACCAGAAGAUAGCCUGCAUUUAUGUUUUAAAAAGAAGAAAAGAAAAUCUGGUGAAUUUUGAUAAGAGUACUAUAUUUGUAUAGACAACAAAAAUAAUAAAAUCCCCUUUUCAAUUUUUAUCGUAAUAUUUUGUCUCCCCAAUUUUUUGUCUUAGUCUUUACUUUAUAGGUAACACACACACACACGCAAAUAUUUUUCUUCAUACUCUUCUUGAGUUUAAGUUUAGUUAAAAGAAAAGGAGUAUGUAUAAACUUUUCUAUGACC